AUGGAAAAUCGAUGCUAUAACAGGGAAUUAUUCGAUUCAGUGCGACAAAACGACUUGUCAAGACUUGAAAAUCUGCUUGACAGCAACGUGGACGUAAACUCCAAAGAUAUUUUCGGCCGUACACCAUUAUUUUACGCUGCUGAAAACAAUAGCCAACAAAUUGUGGAAUUGUUAUUAAAAUCAGGCGCUGAUAAGACUAUAAAGGAUCGCUACGGUUCAAAUGUGUUACAUUUCACCGCCAGUUUCCUAAUACCACAACUUGCCGUAAACUUUUUGGACAUAUCUUUGGACUUGGACAAGAAGAACAGAAUUCCAUUGUAUUAUGCAACUUUAGGAGACAAUUUGGAGUUGAUUAAAUGGUUCGUGGACAACAACAAGGCGAAUUUAGGCCACCUAAACAAAGAGAGGCAAAGUAUACUUCACGUUGCAGCUGAGAAGGGCAGCUUAGAAGCUCUAAACUUGCUGAAAACUUCUUCAGACUUCAACGUCGACCAACCGGAUUGUUUAGGUAACACGCCGUUAUUCUCAUCGUUGAAAAACCCCAACAAUUUGAUUACCAGUUGGUUUUUGUUGAAUGGUGCUGACGUUAAUCACAAGAACGAGAAUGAAUGUACAUUUCUGCAUUUUUUGGCACAAUAUUCCACCCCGGAUGUGGCUGCAAACCUUCUGGAAAGAACUAAAAUUGACCUAAACUGUACUGAAAGUUUAUACAAUUGGAGUCCAUUGUUUUUUGCAGUGCACGGCCAAAAUAUUCCUAUGAUUAGGUAUUUAGUUGAGUCAGGAGCAAAUUUACACCAAAAAGAUAAACACAAUUGUAAUCUGUUGCAUGUUUGUAACAGCGUACAAGUUGCACAAGCUUUAUUGGAUCUAGGAUUAACAGAUGUUAACGCACAAGACGACGAGGACUGGACCCCGUUAUUUUAUGCAGUGUCUAACAACAAUUUUGAAUUGGUGAAGCUGUUUUUGGCCCAGGGUUCCAGCGUGACCCACAAGAAACGCAAUGGCAGAACCAUAACUCACAUAGCUGCUGCUUUAUCUUCGCCAACAAUUUUACAACAUCUCAUACAAAACGGAGCACCCGGCUUAGAAGUGACGGAUGAAAACAGUGACACACCCUUGUAUCUCGCAAUUCUGGGCAAUAACUUGGAGAACUUCCAGUGGCUGCUAGAGAAAGGAGCAAACGUUAACCAGUUAGCUUUCUACGGUAAUUUGUUGCACUGUUGUGCCGAAAGAGGUAACGCCAGUUUUGCUGAGCUGAUUUUACAACACACCCAGUUUAAUAUAGACUGUCGCAAUUCUAAAGGAGUUCCUCCCCUGUUCUUCGCCGUGGACAACUAUGAAAUGUUACUGUGGCUUCUGGAGCACGGCGCUGAUGUUAAUUUAACUGAUUGUUUCGGCAGGAAUGUUUUACAUUACGUUGCUUGCUUAAGCACCCCUAAAAUUUACGACUUGUUAUCCACAAAAUGUGAGGCCGCACUCGACGAUUAUGACAACUCAGGUUGUACUCCUUUAUUCUACGCCAUUUGGAACAACAAUUUAGCCAUGAUAGAACACUUAAAAGGAAAAGGAGCUAAUGUUUAUCAUAUGAAUUCAGAAAAGACAAAUAUUUUACACCAUUUAGCUUUGGAAGGCUCAGUUGAAGCAGCCGAAGCUGCUUUCGACACAACCCCCAACGUUGAAGCUUUAGAUUGUGACGGAAAUUCACCUCUGUUCCUCGCUUUAAAAGGGCACAACGUGAAAAUGUUCCAGUGGCUUUUGGAGAAAGGUGCGGACGUCAAACAGCUAGACAAAUAUAAAAUAGAAAUUAAAGAAACUUCUUGCGAAGAAAAAUUCUUUUUCACCGACAUAAAUACCGUAAAGAAUGACGAAAUAAACAAUUAAUACAAAAAAGGAGUUUAUUAAAAACAAUGAAUAUAACAAGAGAUUAUCAUUUUUUUAACAACUGGUACAAUAAAUGAGUUUACGCACGAAAAAUGAGAAUAUCACAUUCAUUAAGUCUAUAAAAUUGAAAUUGGUCUCCGAAAUUACUUAAAAACUACAAACAUGAAACUGUUUUAAGUACCACAUCCAUAAAAUUCAAAUUCAAUUCAUUUUACAUAAUUAAAAUAAAUUGAAUUUUGUGAUGUCAAUUGAUUUGACUAGCAAGAAUUAAAAUUAAGAGCACCACAGAAUAUUUACAGAUCAAAACAGCCCUGAAUACAAUACAAGGACUAAUAAAAAUAUAUAUAUAGAUAUGUAAAUUCAUAGAAAAUAGGGAUACAAUUAUUAUUAUUAUUAUAUACAUAAUGUUUUUUCAUAAUAUUUAAAAUAGAGUUGCAUAAUAGUUAUUACUGGUUUGUAUAUUAUUUUUUUUUAAAUAAAUGUAUGAAGUAGAAA
Aethina tumida (small hive beetle) is the source of this 2376-nucleotide messenger RNA. Its product is annotated as putative ankyrin repeat protein RF_0381. The coding region runs from base 1 to 1881 and encodes 626 amino acids. Gene Ontology annotation, molecular function: protein binding. NCBI's taxonomy places the organism in Eukaryota, Metazoa, Arthropoda, Insecta, Coleoptera, Nitidulidae. The transcript has 2 exons. The record is from RefSeq and is a predicted model, not a curated record.